UUGUUAGCCUAAUUGUUCACUUUCGAUUUGAUUCUUGUUAACUAUUAUCCACCUUCGAACAUUUCAACCUUACAAUUAAACUUUCAAAAUGAAUAAUUUAAAUUGUUUCAUCGCCUUUGUGAUCAUCAUCUCGACAUUAUAUGAAACCUGUAAUGCCAAUAUUUAUGGUUACAAUGUCACCGUUUUCACCACAUCGGAUAAGGAUAAAAAGUUUGAUAGUGUCACAGGUAAAUUCAAGAUUGACCUGAAGGGCAAAGACUCCGCUGGCAAAAACUUCAGCCAUUACAUUGUCCUUAAUCCCGAUGGAGAUGAGAUUAAAUUCAAUCGUAGCUACUCUUAUCCUGCUGGUGCUUCAUAUCCAUUGGAAAAUAUCACCGAUGUUAACCUUAGAUGGACAUUGAAAUCGCCCUUCAACCCAAUCUACUUGGUCAACAAGCCCAAGGUUUAUUUUGAUCGAAUCACAAUUCAGGGUAAUCAAGCUGAACGUGGAAUUUCAACUCAAUCAGUACGAAUUUACUGUGGAAGUAAACGAAAAGCGGUCGGAAUUAAACACGAUGAGGCCGAAGUAUUUGUGACCUGUCUUCCUCUUCCUCUUUAUCCGAUUCCUGGUCUAACAGUUUAAUCAACCAGUUAAUCCGAUCAAUACAAUUAAUCCCAAUUUCAAUUCUGUAUUCAUACUUUAACUAUCAGAACUGAACAAAACUUCAUAACCACCAAUGAACAAACUAUGAAAUUAAUGUAAUUGAUUUACAAUUGAGUUUCUCUUUAAUAAAUAAACAAUUUAGGAUCACAAUUA
This is a messenger RNA of Panonychus citri (citrus red mite), 796 nucleotides long. RefSeq lists its product as uncharacterized. The transcript has 4 exons. NCBI's taxonomy places the organism in Eukaryota, Metazoa, Arthropoda, Arachnida, Trombidiformes, Tetranychidae. The coding region runs from base 89 to 622 and encodes 177 amino acids. The record is from RefSeq and is a predicted model, not a curated record.